Suillus plorans is the source of this 1037-nucleotide messenger RNA. RefSeq lists its product as uncharacterized. The transcript is spliced from 3 exons. The record is from RefSeq and is a predicted model, not a curated record. Lineage: Eukaryota; Fungi; Basidiomycota; Agaricomycetes; Boletales; Suillaceae. The coding region runs from base 34 to 582 and encodes 182 amino acids.
UUCCUCGUUUGGCAAGGUACUUCGGCGAUAUGUAUGGAAAACCCGUUUUUGAGGCUCUGUGUCGACCACCGCACCCACAGGUUUGUGUCUUCGAUCCUGUCGACGUGCCGAAAAUCAGUUGAUUGUAUACAUGGUCUACCUUCGAAGGGGCGUCCGUCGAUAAACCGCCGCUCACGUCAGAAGACUUGCAAUGGUCUUGCUGUUCACAUUCGCGAUCGGGUGAAUUUCUUGCAAUAUAUCGGUCCAAGUACGUUAGACGAGGAGUAUAUUCUGCAAAUCCUGUCGUUUGAAUAUGGAUCUGCUGUGGUGGAGCGUCUUGGACAUCAAAUACUUUCUCAGCCCAAACCGCGUAGAGACAACCCCCGCGAUGUCAACGGUUCUCGUAUAUACCAGAUCAUGCUGCAACAUAUGCAACUUCUGCCUUGCACUAAGUACACUCAGCCUGUUUUCGUGGACUCGCUCAAGGAUAGGAAGAGGAAACGAAAGGCCGCGGACGAGACGACGGGGCAGUCGCCCACUAAAAAAGGUUCUUUUACCGGUGUGCCUGACGAGGACGAGUUGGAGUAUACUAUGGUCGAGUAGGUUCACGCGAUUGUCUUUCUUGGUGGCCUUUUUUUUUUCUUGGGCUCGAUUCUGCCGCUCGAACUGUAUAAAUGACCUAUACUAUCUUGUUGUUACGAAUAUCUGCGAAUCGUAUCUUGUAUGUGUUUUCUUGCGGAGUCGGGGAUUGGCGCCCGCGCCGCUACGAUGAGAAUCUGGGAUCUCAAGAAUGGAGAAACAGUCCUGAUAAUCAAAACCGAGCAUGUGUCUGUACACCGUAAUCUACUCACGCGACAACACAAAAAUUGCGACGUCAAGGAUGGACGAACCAGUGAUAUCGAUCACCGGCACCACACUCAAACACGAUUGGACAGUUUGGAGCUUGGCCUGGUCGGACGCAAAGAAACCGGCAUCCGAUUGGGAUGUUCGACACAGUCACUUGACAGCAGAUGUCGGACUCGGAUGGGGAAGGUGAGAAGCUUUACAGUACUAUGUUC